UAUGUUCCAUAGGAUACACACGCCCCUCUCCGCCCCUGCCGCGAGACAGGUGGUUGGACGAUAUGCCUUCAUCCUCGAGCGCUCCCUCUUAGAAUAAAAAAAAAAAAGCCUAUCUGUUGACAGCAGGAAAGGGUCGGUUGGCGCGAGCGCGUCCCCGAUGGACUUCCAGCGUGUGACCUCCGCGAUCACCGGGCGGACAGCGGGAGAAGGGGGGCAACUACCGGAACGCACGAGGAGAGCCCCGCCGAUCUAGAACCAAAUGUUUUCCAGCGAAUCGCUCGAGCUGCUGUUCACGGGAGGUGGUCUACCGACAGAGGAAUGAGAUGCACGAGUAAAAAGUUGACACGAUUUAGGUGGGAAUUUUCAUCUGAGAGGCGGCAGGAUAAUUUCUGACUAUCCACCGGUCUGGGAAGUUCCCUGGGGGGUUUAUUAUGGCUUCAGGAGCCGGUAAGGCUGCACAGCCCCCCGGGCCGGGCUCCACCGUUAACGGGACUGCGGCAGAGUUCCCGAACAUCGAACAGGAGCUGUACGACUACCAGAUGCACAACAAGAUGUGCAAGAAGAUCGCUCAGCUCACCAAGGUGAUUUAUUCUCUGAACAUGAAGAAUGAGGAGCAGGAGGCGGCCCUGCAGGCCUUGAGCCACGCCCACCACGAAGAGCUGCACCGCAUCCUGGUGGAGACGUGUCACGAAGGGGAGGGGGCGCCACUGAGAACACGCCUCCUCGAGCUGCAGGACUCCCUGGAUAUGCAGCAGAGAGUUGGAGCCCAGGUGCAGGCAGACUUUGAGUGCUUCCGCAUCCAGGCGGAGGAGAGGGAGCGUGAAACUGAGGCGGAGCUGAGAAAAGAGUUCGAGGAGAGGCUCCAGGCUGCAGAAGAAGAGCUCCAGGCGGCCAAGGCCCAGAUCAGUGAUGCCAAGGAGGAGAGCCUGCGGUUGAGCAAAGAACUGGAGAAGGCCGAGGAGCAGAUCCAGGAGCUGGAUGCCAAAUGUGAGGAGCUACAGAUAGCAGCUGACGAGGAGAGACAGAGGAAAGAGGAGCGGAGACAGAGAGAAGACGAGGAGAAUAAGAAAGAGGAGGAGAGACAAACAGAGGAGCGGGAGGACUCGGAAAGAGUGAAAGCACUCUUGGAGGAGGUUAAGGCACUGAAAGAGGAGGUGGAUCGAGUAGAGGACGAGAAGAGGCGAGCAGUGAAAAAGGAGAGGGAGCAAUGGGAGCAAAAGAUGAAUGGCCUAAACGAGGAGCAAGAGGAAACGAGGAAGAAGAUGGAGGCAGAAUGGAGGGAGGAGCGGCAGAGGUGGGAAGAGAGGGAAGAAGAGGAGAAGAAGGGACUGCACAGCGCCCUACGAGAGAGAGUGAAGAGGGCUGAAGCGGAGGUGGAAAGUCACCUGGAGAGGUUGGCUGAGAGCAAGAGAAACACAGUCAAACUGCAAGAGCGAAUACAGGACCUGGAGGAGGAGCUGGAACUGGAUCGGAGGCGUGUGUCCGAGGCAGAGGGCGUGGCUAAACGGGCAGAGGAGGAGCUUGCGGUCGCUAAGGAGAGGCUACUGCUGCAGGAAGACGAGCUGCAGAGCAGAGCAGAGGAGCUGCUGAACCGCGGAGGCUGCGAGGUGUGUGUCUGUGCUGAAGUGGAGGAACUGAGGAGCCAGGUGAGCCGCCUGCAGAGCAAGAACAGAGAGCUGGAGCUGCAGAGCAGUGGCAGAAACAGCGACCACGCCCGGCAGAUACGCCAGCAUGCUGAGGCGCUGUCCAGUCUGCGUUCUGAGAUGGUAAGAGCCCAGACAGAGGAGCUGCGUCGCAUCCAAAAACAUGCAGAUGAUGAGAGGGACAAACUGCAGAAGGAGAUAGAAAAAGAGAGAGAAAACCUACAGAAGGAAAGAGAACAAGAAAAGGAAAGGUUUGAGAAGGACAGAAACAGACUGCGCAGAGAGAGAGAGGAGGAGAGGGAAGAAGUGGAAGGGAUGAAAGAACGUCUGAGGAGAGAAAAGGAGGAAGAGCUCGACCGGCAGAGGAAAGAACUGGAGGUCGAAAGGGUUCGCGUUCACUCGCAGUUGGACAAGAACAUUGAACAGGUUGAGGCGGAGAGAGCCAGUGUGGAGCACAAGCUGGAAGAGGAGAAGAAAAGAUUGGUGGAGAAGGCUGAGGAGGACAGGAAACGGUUGAAGGAGCAGGUGCGUAAGGCGAUAGAGGAGGUGAUGAGGAGGCAUGCGGCCGAACUUCACAGCGUCCAAGAAGCUCUGAGUUCAGAGAGGAAGACCAACCAAGAGGUGUGUGCGCGUUUGGAUGAAGAGAGGAGGACUGCUGAGGAGCUACGCAGCCAGCUGGAGAGGGAAAGAGAGGAGCUGAGGACACAACUGAAAGAUGCCACCAAUGAGAUCUGUAGGCUGCAGGCGGCAAUCCAACAGCAAGACAAGAAAGAAAAGGUAGCCCCUGAAGCUGCGGCCUCAUGUGAACCGCAGGGCUCUCGUCUGGAGAAAGAGCUCCAUCAGACUCGGAGUCGACUGGCUCGGACACAGGAGGAGGCAGAGAGGCAGCGGGACAGGCAGCAGAGAGAGAUAGCGUCCUUGCGAGCUGAUAAACACCGGCUGGAGGAGAAAGUCCUGGAACAGAGCCGACUGAACACGGAGAGGAGUCUUCUAGACCAGAGCCAGCGGCACACUGAGGACCGGAUCAGGGCAGAGUGUGAGGAUCGUCUCAGAGCAGAGUUCAGGAUAGAGAUGAAUGCCGCCGUUGCUGAGAGCGAACAGAGAUGGCAGAACAGAGAGCAGGAGAUGCAGACCCAGAUAUCUGAACUGCAGAGUCAACUGAGCGAGUUGCAGUCACAGGCGGAGAAAAAGAAGGAGUGCCCGGAAGAUGAUUGCCACGGCAACCCCGAAAUUGAAAGGCUGAGGAAAGAGGUCCAAGACACCAAGGAGAUAAACAAGAAACUGAGGGAUUUGUUGCAGGAGCCCCAAACCCAGUCUAUAGGAGAGGAGAGACACAGUCACGCCAAGGCUCUACAGGUGUUAGAGAGACAGGCAAAAGAAGAUGUGCUGUCGGAGAGGAACAGACUACAGACAAUGCACCACCUGGAGCUAGAUAAGCAACGUGCAGAGUUGACCCAGCAGCACACAGAGUGGAGCAGACAGAUGACCCAGAGACACAUGCAGCAGAUAGAAGACCUGCAGGCUCAACUACAGGCACACACACAGAUGAUGGCUCUGCAACAGGAUCUGAAGCAGCAGAACCAGUAUCAGGUGUUUGAGCGACAGCUGGAUGAGAGCCGCUGUGCCAUGCUGGAGCUGCAGAGAGAAAAUGCAACACUAAAGAAGCAAUUAAAGGAAAGGUCAGUACAGGAGAAUCCUGAAGCUGAAGAGAAAAAAGAAGAGGAAGUCGUAGAUUUGCGGAAGAAGAGAGACGCCCAGCUGGAAGAAGAAGCACAACGUCUGAAGGAGGAAGUGGAGAAACUGAGGGUGGAGAUGGAGAAACUGGAGGAGUCGCAGAAACACUGGGAGGAGAGGAAAGAGGAGGACGUCAAAGAAGAGGAAGUGGACGAGGAGAAGAAGAAGGAACGGGAAGAGGACAAGAGGAGAGACGAGGUGGAGGAGAUCAGGAGGGAGCACAAGAAGGAGAUGCAGAGUUUGGUGUCGGAAUACAGCAGUGCCCAGACGCACCUGCAGGCUCGCAUAGUGGCCUUGGAGAACGAAUUUAACUGCAGAUUGCGUGAGCGGGAGGAACGCUGCAGGAGGAGGGAGCCUCGAAGUGAUGACCUGCAUCUGGGGAGACUUCAGGAGAGACUGACUGAGAGAGACCAGCUCAUUAAACGAUUAGUGCGCACACUAGAGCUAGGUGACCAUGAAGAGAUAUUCACUGAAUUUGACAAAAAGGGUAUUUGAUUAACAUCACUUACUACACCUUGGAGCAGGAUUCUGUAUCUUUAUUGAUCUCAACUCAAGGUCCACUUCUCGCUUUUUGUGCAGCUUUGAUCGCAUCACACAGUCCUCAUUAGCAGAUAUAGUUUGCCCAUCUGAGCACUUCUAGGAUUCUUCUCAUGCAUGUGGAGCUGCCGGUGACCUGGUGACACAGUGGAUAGGAUGCAUACAGGAUGCAUAACAUGUAAAAGCAAUGUCGCCGGUUUGAUUCCCUCCAGGGAAUGUUGUUG
Molecule: messenger RNA, 4138 nt
Organism: Perca fluviatilis (European perch)
Lineage: Eukaryota; Metazoa; Chordata; Actinopteri; Perciformes; Percidae
Gene: fam184b
Product: family with sequence similarity 184 member B
Exons: 16
Coding region: 432-3872 (1146 amino acids)
Source: RefSeq, a predicted model, not a curated record